AGGGCUUCCUUCCCUUCUCUGCUUCAGAUCGCCCUUUAAGCCCCUUGGCCCCACCCUUCCAUGCAGCUCCCGUCCUCCACCCGCCUUCCGGACAGCGCGAGGGGGCGGGGCCGGGGGCGGGGCCGGCCUCAACCGGAAUGAAAACAAACGGCGGCCUUUGCCGCAUCCGGGCACUCGUCAGGUCGCAGCUGGCUCGGCGGUGGCGCAGUUUUACUUUCAAGGAUGGCGCAGAAGAAAUAUCUUCAAGCAAGACUGACUCAGUUUCUAAGGGAAGACAGAAUUCAACUUUGGAAACCUCCAUAUACUGAUGAAAAUAAGGAAGUUGGUUUGGCCUUAAAGGAUCUUGCUAAGAAGUACUCUGAGCGGCUGGAGUGCUGUGAAAACGAAGUGGAAAACAUAAUUGAGGAAAUUCGACGCAAAGCAAUUGAGCGCGGCACUGGGAAUGAACACUACCGAACAACUGGGAUCGCCACCAUUGAGGUGUUCCUGCCUCCAAGGCUCCGGAAGCAGGAUAAGAAAAGCUUGUUGGAGACCCGCUUGCAUGUCACUGGUAGAGACCUGAGGUGUCAAAUAGCUGAAACUUUUGGAUUUCAAGAAAAUUACAUCAAGAUCAUAAUAAAUAAGAAACAGCUUCAACUAGGGAAACGCCUUGAAGAACAAGGAGUUACUCACAAUGUGAAGGCGAUGGUGCUGGAGCUGAAACAGUCUGAAGAGGAUGUGAGGAAAAACUUACAGCUAGAGGAAGAGGAACAGAACGAGGCCGAGCUGAAGGAGAGACGCAUUCAGAGGACCAAACGGGGACUAGAGAUCCUGGCGGAGAGAGCUGAGAUGGUGGAUGAUCCGGAAACGAUGCCUUACUUAGACAUUGCGAACCAGACAGGCAGGUCAAUCAGAAUUCCCCCUGCGGAAAGAAAAGCCCUUAUGUUAGCUAUGGGAUACCACGAGAAGGGCAGAGCUUUCCUGAAAAGAAAAGAGUAUGGAAUAGCCCUGCCCUGCCUCCUGGACGCUGACAGAUACUUCUGUGAGUGCAAAGGGCUGCUGGACACUGUGGACAACUAUGCAGUUCUCCAGCUGGACAUUGUGUGGUGCUACUUCCGCCUGGAACAGUUGGAAUGCCUUGAUGAUGCAGAGAAAAAGCUGAACUUGGCCCAGAAAUGCUUUAAAAACUGUUACGGAGAGAAUCACCAGAGACUGGUCCACAUAAAAGGAAAUUGUGGGAAAGAGAAGGUGUUGUUUUUAAGACUCUACUUGCUUCAGGGAAUCCGAAACUAUCACAGUGGAAAUGGACAGGAAGCUCGGGAAUAUCUCAACAAGGCACGGCAGCUCUUUAAAGAGCUUUACAUCGAUCCAUCAAAAGUUCACAACUUGUUACAGUUGGGAUUCACUGCCCAGGAAGCACGGUUGGGCCUGCGGGCCUGCGAUGGGAACGUGGACCAUGCAGCCACUCACAUUUCCAACCGUAGAGAGGAACUGGCCCAAAUCCGGAAGGAAGAGAAGGAGAAAAGGAGACGCCGAAUGGAAAAUGUCAACACUUUAAGAGGAAUGGGCUACUCCACACAAGCUGCCAAACAAGCCCUUCACCAGGCCAGAGGCAACCUGGACGAUGCCCUGAAGGUUCUCCUCAGCAACCCCCACAUGUGGUGGUUACAGGAUGCAGACCCUGAGAACAAUAGCCGCCAAGCAAGUCCUUCCCAGGAAAGCAUUGACCAGCUGGUGUACAUGGGCUUUGACACAGUAGUGGCUGAAGCUGCACUAAGGGUGUUUGGAGGCAAUGUCCAGUUGGCAGCUCAGACCCUUGCACACCAUGGAGGAAGCCUCCCACCCGACCUGCAGUUCUCAGGAGAGGACUCCUCCCCCACACCGUCCACAUCCCCAUCUGACUCUGCAGGGACCUCUAGUGCCUCGACAGAUGAAGACAUGGAAACGGAGGCUGUCAACGAAAUCCUGGAGGACAUUCCGGAGCACGAGGAGGACUACCUGGACUCCACGCUGGAGGAUGAAGAAGUCAUUAUUGCUGAAUACUUGUCCUACGUAGAAAGUAUAAGUUCUGCCGCAAAGAACAACUGAUCAGAAAUAAGUGCUACGUUUCCACUAUAAAUUCUGUGGUUGUAAAUGGUUGAAUGCUUCUUUGCGUUCCUCUUGCUUUUCAACGAUUUUUCUCUUAAGUAAGCUUCCUCCUCAGGUACAGGGACCCAGUGUAUUGAAGAGACUUUGUCAGAGGAUAGUCUAGGAAAGGGAAUGCCCCAGCCUAGCUCUGCUGCUCCCCUUCUUCCUCUAGGUCUGCAUCCCAGACUGCCACUCUGUUGGUUUUCCAUCCAGAACAGGGAAGCAGGUCCCCCCACCCCCACCUCCUGAGGCAGGGUAGUCCAGAGAAGGUCUGCAGAGGGCCUGGGACUCUGUCUCCUGUCUUCUCAGCUAGCCAUCCCGUGCACUUUGCCCACUGUCCUGCUGCUGAACUGCCCUCCUCCCCCAACACCUCUGCUGUGCAAGCUUCCCUCACCCUUGCUGCCCUGCAUCACCCCUUGCAUCUUAUUCCAAGUGCUAUGGAGCCCAGCAAUGACGGACAGGCUGCCAGCCUCCCUCCCACCAUGGCAGGCGGUGCAGAUACCUUGAUCUAAAAAUGACAGUGUUUUGUGCUCUCAGAUCAGUAAAAUCUGUACUUAAAAUUCAAGGUUGCAAAAUCAGUUUAUAUGGAUUCUAAAUUCCUCAUACAAAGUGAAAAUCUUAUUAAAUGGAAAAAUUUUAAAUGCUAACCACAGCAAGUUAUUUUUAAUUAACAUCUCUAGACUGAAAGCUUACUGAUAGCCAAGGGACCUGAGAUUGCGAUCUGCUUUCUCAAGACUCUCCCUGGGUUUCCUAUAACUGGUCACAGAAAACUCGCUGAAGAAGGGCCUGUCAGCCUUUGGUUGCUUAGUCCUGGGUGUGACCAGGUAGAUAGCCUUCUAGUACCCAGGCAUGGUAACAGCCAGAUGUGGUGUGGGCCAAGUGCCACUGUGUUCCCAAGAGCUUUUCAUUUCACCUGAAGCCUUGGCAGCAGACUAAGUUGGACAGGUAUGAUUGUCUCUAUUUUUUUUAAUUACACAUUUGUGUGGGGGAUAGGCAAACAUACCACAGCAUGAGUCUGGGGCUCAGAAGACAAUGUGUGAACUGAACUUAAGUUGGCCCCGCCCCCUGAUGGUCUUGCUGGCCCUGCCCCCUGAUGGUCUUGCUGGCCCCCUUGCUGUGCUUUGGAACUGAAUGAUGCUGAUGGAAAUAAACAUGGGGAACACACUUGAA
Molecule: messenger RNA, 3276 nt
Organism: Mus caroli (Ryukyu mouse)
Lineage: Eukaryota; Metazoa; Chordata; Mammalia; Rodentia; Muridae
Source: RefSeq, a predicted model, not a curated record